This is a messenger RNA of Dipodomys ordii (Ord's kangaroo rat), 957 nucleotides long. RefSeq names its product chromosome unknown open reading frame, human C1orf228 (gene Armh1). Lineage: Eukaryota; Metazoa; Chordata; Mammalia; Rodentia; Heteromyidae. The transcript has 11 exons. The record is from RefSeq and is a predicted model, not a curated record. The coding region runs from base 1 to 957 and encodes 318 amino acids.
AUGACGUCUAUAAAGGAGCAGGCAGCAAUUAGCAGGCUCCUGAGUUUUUUGCAGGAGUGGGACAAUGCUGGCAAAGCUGCAAGGAAUAACAUUCUUAAAAUUUUCAUUGAAUCCAAUCAAGGCAAGACUGCCCCUGAACUGGAGCAGGAAUUUUCCCAGGGAGCCAGCUUGUUCCUAGUGCGUUUGACCACCUGGCUCAGAAUCACCUACAUGACUGGCUUGUGCUUAGAAAAGAUUCUGAGGUCCAUUGGCAUCUUCUUGUCAGCUGUGAGCAGCAACCGGUACCUAGUAGAAUUUCUUGAGGUUGGAGGUGCCCUAACACUCUUGGAAAUCCUUGGGUUGGAGAAGAUCAAGGAAGAGGACAAGAAGGAAUCCAUCAAACUCCUUCAGAUUAUCGCAAACUCUGGCAGGAAGUACAAGGAGCUCAUUUGUGAAAGCUAUGGUGUACGAUCCAUAGCAGAAUUUCUUGCAAAGUCUAAGUCAGAAGAAACCCAGGAGGAAGUGCAGGUUCUGUUGGAUUCUUUGCUACAUGGAAACCCCAAGUACCAGAAUCAAGUAUAUAAAGGUCUAAUAGCUUUGCUGCCCUGCGUGUCUCCCAAAGCUCAGCAGCUGUCCCUGCAGACCCUCAGGACCGCCCAGGAAAUCAUUGGAACGACACACCCCAGCAUCGUGGACUGUGUGCUGAAGGUGCUGGGCACGAUGCAUCUGGAAGUUCAGUAUGAAGCAUUGUUUUUCCUCGAAAGCGCUGAGGACCUGUACAGGAAGAUCGAUAGCAUCCAGGCGGACAUCUUGGCAGCCAACAAGGUCAAUGUUACCAAAGCGUUACACUUCCACAGAGGCUCCAGCGGCCGCGACUUCACCUUUCUCCCCGACCUUGAUGAUUCCAAUCAGAUGGAAUACAUCACAGCCAUGGAAGAGGAAGGGAAGGUGGCCCCACAAGCCCCUCCAAAACACUAA